Messenger RNA from Sclerotinia trifoliorum, 3595 nucleotides. Lineage: Eukaryota; Fungi; Ascomycota; Leotiomycetes; Helotiales; Sclerotiniaceae. The record is from the annotation of a GenBank genome assembly.
AAUCAUCAACGGUGUGACUGAUUCAUCGUCUCGAUUUAUUAUUUUAUCAAGUAGAAUCCUCCUCCCUACCUUAUUAUCCUAAAUGAUGCGAAAAUAAUUUAAUCCACAAAGAGAAGUUAUAUCAACAUGACUUCUACCAUCUCAGCAUAACUGAUUUUCAGUUCGAUACCUACCUAGGUACCUACUUCUUUCCACCGACGUCCAGUCAAUCCUAGCUUUCUGAAGCUAUCCAGCAUUUCAGUAAUCAUUUCCAAUACGAAAAUCAAAAUGGUUUUACUAUUAUUACACUCUUUCCGAAUACAUAAUCACCAUAUGAAUAUCCAUUCUUCCCCAGACACCGGGAAAAUAUUAAUACGGCGGCGGCAGUCUUUGAAGAAUCUACGGCUUGUUGAGUGAGGGCUGGCAUAUCCCGGGCGGUGACAAUAAGUACCAUUGACAGUUUGGUUAUUAAAGGAGGUUUGGAUAAUUGGCUAUUGGCUAUAGGCUACGGGUAGCAUUCAGUAUUGGAAAUGGCAUCCAUUUUUACAUAUGAGCCGGAACCCCCAAGGGUAGAAUCUCCAUGGUUGACUCCUACCGAUUCUCCCAAACCAUCAACACCUCUGCCGUAUCCGAAAGCCCUACACUCUACCCCUGCGUCAAGUCAUAUUUCGGAAUAUGGAGUUACGAAAUUGGAGGCGGAACCGCAAGAAGGUCCCACGGAAUAUAAAUUGCAUCUUUUGUUAAGACCAAGGAGGACUUACAGUUCUUCGAGCACUGGCUCAAUCAUAUCCGGCUCUCAGCAGCACAAACAGCAACCCCUGAAUCAGGAGAAAGCUAGCCCCAUAUUGGCACCAUCUAAUCAAAGCAAACAGAAACGUCUAGAACAGCUCACAACGCAAUUGCUGUGGCGCCUGCAACAGUCGUCCCCAUACCAUGCAUCAUCUACAAGUGAUCUUGUGUUACCGAAGUGAGUGCAUAACCCUAUAUCGUUGAUUGUAUAUUUGUGCCGGUGUGGCCGAUUUUCAGAAUAGCACAGUUAAAUCUGGUGACGUUCAAUUAUGAUUACUUGACUGUGAACUUGUACUAACUCCGAUUGCAACAGAUUGCCUGGCAGCGCAACUAGCUUAGAUGCUCCCUCAAGGCCUGGGAAGCUGCUCGCCGGGCUCGAGGAAAGUCGUGGAGCACUAUAUGAAAUUGGUGUCUCUGACGAUGGCACAUUUGUUGGUCUGACGAGCGAUGAGCUGGACGAGAGUCUGAUAAAUCUCCGAGCUAUGGCAGCUAGUCUUGGCUGCAAUGUUGAGAUUGUUCGGAAGGUAGUUGUUGGGGAAUGUGAAUGGCAAGAGACAGAUGAAGCCACAAGAUCUCAAAUUCCGCAGCGAAUCAAGAAACAAAAGCCAUGGCUCGUCUUUCCUGAAGACCAGACGACAUCAAAAAAUCUCCGGCAUCGAGAGAAAUUGUGGGUCGCUGAAGCUCUGAUAACUCCAGAUCUCAGUUCCAAAGGAGCAAAAUCAAGAGGUUACGAUGAAGCCCCCGUCACUCGUCAUGAUACCCCCCAACCUACGAUAGGCGAGUUUGCCGAGACCUCUCUUCCCAAACAAGAGGAGACAACUGAACAGUUGCGCAUUACUCUGACCGGUCCCACCACAUCUGGCAAAUCAAGUCUUCUGGGAACCUUGUCUACCACAACGCUUGAUAACGGUAGAGGUAAAAGCAGACUCAGUUUACUCAAGCAUCGUCAUGAAAUUGCCACGGGAAUUACAAGUUCUGUGGCACAGGAAUUGAUUGGUUAUAAAGACUCACGGGUCAUAAACUAUGCUUCCGGCAAUGUUACUUCCUGGACUGAUAUCCAUGCCACAGCAGAAGACGGUCGGCUUCUCUUUGUUUCCGACUCUGCUGGUCAUCCGAGAUAUCGCAGGACAACAGUGCGAGGCUUGGUUGGCUGGGCGCCACAUUGGACUGUUUUAUGUGUCGCAGCAGAUGACGCGGCUUCGAGCGGAGCCGGAAGUACUUCUUCAGCAACAGAAAUACUUGGCACGGUUGGGGCAGGAACUGAUCUAGCAAAGGCACAUCUAGAGCUUUGUUUGAAAUUAGACAAACCUUUGGCUGUCGUGAUCACUAAGCUUGAUCUUGCUUCAAAACCUAGUCUGGCCCUGACACUGUCAAAGCUUCUAUCUGCUAUCAAAGCAACAGGGAGAACUCCUUCAAUACUCCCGCCAGAUCAAACCAAGAAUAUCGUUGACGCAGAUCUCACCAGUAUACUUCCCAAGGAUACUGAUACCGUUCGAAAAGUCAUCAAUACAAUGGCCAUGUCAGACCUCAGGUCCAUAGUUCCUAUCGUUCUUACAAGUGCAGCAAAGGGAAGUGGUAUUCGCCAGCUUCACGCUCUUCUACAAGCUUUACCGAUACCUACCCCGCCCACUCCUCAUGACUAUAUUGGCAUGGCACUCAAUCCAGAACAACCUUCGUGCCUAUUCCACAUUGAAGAUGUCUUUGGAGUACCAGCGUUCUACGAUUCUUUGACCUCUAACAACAAUAGCAUCGAUGCGGGAAGUGUAGUUGCCGGUCACCUUCGUUUCGGUAGGCUGUCAAUUGGGGAUAGUAUCGUCAUCGGUCCUUUCCCAGCAGAUUCUUACGAGGAUGGUUCCCCUCAAUCUGAUCCCAGUUCUUCGCCUAUUAGUCUAGGUACCUCACUCACUCACCCUUCAGCAGCCGAACUUUCCAAGAUAGCCUCACGGAAUAUACCCAUUGUUUCAGCCACCAACGGCGAAUGGCAAAAUGCGCAUAUAGUCAGUAUCCGUAAUCUGCGUCUCCCGGUCCACACUAUCGAAGCUGGUCAAAUAGGCACGAUAGGCAUUGUAUUCGAUAUUUCGGAAACCCUAGAAGAACACUCAGAUAGUCCCUUGAAACGUUCUUCACAAUCUGCUCCUCGAAUUCGGAAAGGAAUGGUCAUGGCGAUACCAAGUAAACACAUGCUUCAAACUCAUCAUUCUCUCCAAGCAGCUAGUGGCUUUACUGCGUCGUUCGAUGAUGGUGACAUUAACUCUGUCACACCGGGCACAGUAGUGGUAAUCUACAUAGCUAGCAUCCGCGCCUCCGCCCGCGUCCUCAAACUAAAGCCAAAUCUUCCUACGAAAGACAUACACGCAGACACGGGGAGAGAAGACAUCAACGAUAUUUUUGGUUUGGGCCUGCUGGAUAGUGGAGACAUAUUCGAUCCAGACGGAAAAACGAAAGAUGAACCAUUCAUUUUUGGGACGGAUGGUAUUACAGAUGUUAGUUUUGAAUUGUUGACGUCCAGGGAAUGGAUAGAGUUGGGUAGUCAGGUUUUGGUUAUGCCCGGGGGCGGUCAUGGGUUGUAUGCGGGAAGUGAGAGAGGGGAGAAGGGAAUUGCUGGGUUAGAGGGUUUCGUGGGAAGGGUUGGAGAAGUUGUUGAUUAACUCGUCUCUUGGGUUGGUGGGAGUUGGUUGUUGAACGGGUUCGUGUAGUGAUGAAUAUCUGAAGUGUUCUGUUGGAUGUCUGUUGUUGUCGGGAUUAGAGGUACUUUACAAAGUCACAAUGACAGAAAUCUGAAAUGUUUCUGAUUAAUGCACGUGCAUAUCAUUAUAUAUCUUCGGGG